Messenger RNA from Apaloderma vittatum (bar-tailed trogon), 881 nucleotides. It is a transcript of the gene GTF2E1, whose product is annotated as general transcription factor IIE, polypeptide 1, alpha 56kDa. The transcript is spliced from 3 exons. The annotation marks the transcript as partial. Gene Ontology annotation, biological process: transcription open complex formation at RNA polymerase II promoter. The record is from RefSeq and is a predicted model, not a curated record. Gene Ontology annotation, cellular component: transcription factor TFIIE complex. NCBI's taxonomy places the organism in Eukaryota, Metazoa, Chordata, Aves, Trogoniformes, Trogonidae.
GAACUUUCCGCUGUACUUUCUGCGAGACUGAAGUGGAAGAAGAUGAGUCGGCGAUGCCCAAAAAGGAUGCAAGGACACUCGUGGCAAGAUUUAAUGAGCAGAUCGAGCCCAUCUAUGCGCUGCUUCGUGAGACGGAAGACGUUAACUUAGCCUAUAACAUCCUUGAACCAGAACCCACGGAGAUUCCUGCCCUGAAGCAGAGCAAGGAGCGUGCAGCUGGUGCUGGUUCAGGGACAGCAGCUGGCCUUGCAGGUGGACACCAUCGGGAAGCGUGGACUACAAAAGGACCAUCAUAUGAGGACUUGUAUACCCAGAACGUUGUCAUCAGCAUGGAGGACCAGGAGGAUCUUAACAAGUCUGCAAGUGAAGGAAAGCCAGCCAAAGAAAGACCAAUUUGGCUACGGGAGAGCACAGUGCAGGGGGCUUAUGACCCUGAUGAAAUCAAAGAUGGGGGCCGGGAUCUGGAUGCCUUCCAGGAGCGUGAGGAAGGCCGAGCAGCUCUGGAUGAUAAUGAGGAGGUGAUGCGUGCCCUGCUUAUCCACGAGAAGAAGACACCUUCAGCAUCGACAGUCACAGUCGGAGGUGCCGCUCCUCUGUCCGGUGCCAACGCUAGUGACUCCGAGAGUGAGACAAGCGAGUCGGAGGAGGAAUCCCCUCCCCGCCCUCCCGCUACGGCCACCACGACGUACGGGCUGGAGGAUGAGGAUGAGGAUGAAGAGUUUGAGGUGGUGGCAGAAGACCCCACUGUCACAGUGGCUGGGCGUCCACAUUCAUACAGCCAAGUGAGCCAGCGCCCUGAGCUGGUGGCCCAGAUGACACCAGAGGAAAAAGAGCUUUACAUAGCCAUGGGGCAACGCAUGUUUGAGGACAUGUUUGAUUAA